Xiphias gladius (swordfish) is the source of this 3086-nucleotide messenger RNA. It is a transcript of the gene hsd17b4, whose product is annotated as hydroxysteroid (17-beta) dehydrogenase 4. The record is from RefSeq and is a predicted model, not a curated record. Lineage: Eukaryota; Metazoa; Chordata; Actinopteri; Istiophoriformes; Xiphiidae. Gene Ontology annotation, molecular function: oxidoreductase activity. The coding region runs from base 111 to 2324 and encodes 737 amino acids. The transcript is spliced from 25 exons.
GUAAUUGCGGAAGUGUAACUUGAAGAAGUUCACCCCGCUGUCUCUGAAAAGCAGUGUAGCUCUUGUAGUCACUGUACUGCUACUGUUCAGAAAUAGAGAAUAAACUGGGAAUGUCUUUGUCUUUCGAGGAAAGAGUCGUGCUUGUCACUGGGGCCGGAAGAGGCCUUGGCAGAGAAUAUGCACUGGCUUUUGCUGAACGAGGGGCCUCAGUUGUAGUGAAUGACCUUGGGGCAGACACUAAAGGGGGUGGAAAGAGUUCUGCAGCUGCUGAUAAGGUGGUGGAGGAGAUAAGAGCGAAGGGAGGCAAGGCUGUGGCGAACUAUGAUUCUGUAGAAGAUGGAGAAAAACUGAUUCAGACAGCGCUGGAUGCAUUUGGAAGAAUAGAUGUUGUUGUAAACAAUGCUGGGAUACUUCGUGACCGAUCAUUUGCCAGGACGAGUGAUUUGGACUGGGACCUGAUUCAAAGAGUUCACUUGAGAGGCUCCUUCCUAGUGACUCGAGCUGCCUGGAACCAUAUGAAAAACCAAAAGUUUGGCAGAAUCAUCAUGACGGCUUCAGCGGCAGGCAUCUAUGGUAACUUCGGCCAGGCCAACUACAGCGCUGCCAAGUUGGGCAUGCUGGGGCUUGCAAACACCUUGGCCAUCGAGGGACGCAAGUACAACAUCCACUGCAACACCAUUGCUCCUGUUGCAGGCUCACGCCUCACGGAGACCAUCAUGCCCCCAGACCUUGUGGCAUCUCUGAAGCCUGAGUAUGUUGCUCCCCUGGUCCUCUGGCUUUGUCAUGACCAAUGUCAAGAAAAUGGAGGACUGUUUGAGGUUGGUGCAGGCUGGAUUGGUAAAUUGCGCUGGGAGCGUUCUCAGGGCCGCAUUGUGAGACAGGCGAACCAACCCAUGAAACCUGAGGCUGUCAGGGACCAGUGGGACAAAAUCUGUGAUUUUACAGACGCCACCAAGCCUACUAACGUACAAGAGUCUCUACAGUCAUUUAUGAGUGUGCUGUCUCAAGUGGAAUCAGAGGGAGAAGUGGGUGCAAAUCCAACAGCUGCUGCAGCUUCUUUGGCCUCAACUUCAGGGAUCAAUCUUGCCGAGGCAGUGGGACAAAAAUUACCACCGACCACGUUCAGCUUCAACCACACACAGUGUAUCCUCUAUGCACUGGGGGUCGGCAUGUCCACCAAAGACCCGGACCAUCUCAGGUUCCUGUAUGAAGGCCAUCCAGACUUUAGCUGCCUCCCCACCUUCGGGGUCAUUCCCUCCCAGGCCGCCAUGAUGGAUGGCGGGCUGAGCUCAGUCCCUGGACUAAGCAUAGAUUUUACACAGGUAUUGCAUGGAGAGCAGUAUCUGGAGCUUUACAAACCUCUACCAACCUCAGGUAAACUUACCUCUGAGGCCACCAUAGCAGACGUGUUGGACAAAGGGUCCGGCGCCGUCAUCCUCUUGGACGUGAACACCUACAGUGGCGACGAGCUGGUGUGCUACAACCAGUUUUCAGUGUUUGUGGUUGGAGCUGGAGGCUUUGGAGGGAAGAGAACCUCUGAGAAAGCCAAAGCUCCUCUGCCGCCACCCCAACGGGCACCGGAUGCUGUGGUGAUUGAUUCUACCACAAGAGACCAAGCGGCCUUGUACCGUUUGAGUGGAGACUGGAACCCUCUUCAUAUCGACCCUAGCUUUGCUGCCAUGGGAGGUUUCAAGGCUCCCAUCCUGCACGGCCUGUGCUCAUUUGGCUUCGCCGCGAGACACGUCCUCAAGCAGUUUGCCGACAAUGACCCCUCCAGAAUGAAGGCUAUCAAGGUUCGCUUUGUGAAGCCAGUGAUGCCGGGUCAGUCACUACAGACUGAAAUGUGGAAGGAAGGCAACAGGAUACACAUCCAGUGCAAGGUGAAGGAGACGGAUGCCGUCGUGCUAUCGGGGGCCUACGUGGAUUUACAUGCCAUAUCAGACCCCUCUCCAGAAAAUUUCGCUCAGGGGGGAGGCCUUCAGAGUGAGCUGGUGUUUGCCGAGAUCGGUCGUCGUAUUAAAGACUUGGGCUCAGAGUUGGUGAAGACGGUGAAUGCUGUGUUCGGCUGGGAGAUCACCAAAGAUGGCAAGAACACUGCACAGUGGACCAUUGAUCUGAAGAACGGCAGCGGCUCCUUGCAUAAAGGCCCUUACAAUGGGAAGGCAGAUGUGACCUUCACAGUCUCAGAUGAAGACUUCAUGGAGGUCGUGCAGGGGAAACUCAACCCUCAGAAGGCGUUCUUCUCUGGCAAGCUGAAGGUUAGAGGGAACAUCAUGCUGAGUCAGAAGCUGGAGGUCAUCCUCAAGGUCUACGCCAAGCUGUGAGGCUCUCAGCCAAGAAGUCAGAUGACUCUAGGAACCAACCAGCCUACCAGCUCUCAGCGUCUGUCUGCUUUUCUUGUCCUGAGUCAUGUGUGUGUACUUCCGUGCUGUACCACUAAAGAGAUCACGUGGAUACAGAUACAAGCUUUGUCACAUCUUCAGGUAUUGGCAAUAGGAGAAGCGAUAAUUCAGUGUCAUUUCAGCUGGUUAGAGUUUAACUUGGUUGAACUAAACGUGCACUAAACACACCUGCAUUUAAAGAUUCAAAUGGGGAAUUAACCAUGGGUCUUCAUGAAUUUAGUCAAAUUAUACUGUCUUAAUCGGUCAUCGUAUUCUUGUAUUAGUACAAAUAAGUAUCUACUAUAGCGAAGAACUGAAAUUUUGCCUAAGAUUUGAUAAAUGUACCGGUUUAAGUGAUAACAAUUAAAAUCUAAUCCAGUUUUUAAUCUCGGUUUGACUAAAGUCAUAAUUCAGCAGUCUGUCAUGUCAUUAUGAUGACUAAUUGACCUUUGCUGUUAAGUCACGGACAGUUUUAUCAGUUACCUGAUGCUGUAAUCACAACAGAAACUUGGAGAGUUACAGUAAUAUAGAGUUUGCUCAUUAUGGAAAUAAGGAUAUUCAGUUUUAUAAUAAUAUCAGUGCUAUUGUUAUGUAAUUGAAUGAUUCCUCUGCUAUGAAAACAAACUUAUUCAGAACCUUAAUUCUGUAUGUUUAAUUAAAGUAAGAUAUAAUUGGUAUUUUUGAAAUAAACAUGUAUCAAAUGAC